Trichomonas vaginalis G3 is the source of this 729-nucleotide messenger RNA. Its product is annotated as organellar and viral DNA polymerase type B. The record is from RefSeq and is a predicted model, not a curated record. Lineage: Eukaryota; Parabasalia; Trichomonadida; Trichomonadidae. The transcript has a single exon. The coding region runs from base 1 to 729 and encodes 242 amino acids.
AUGCAGGAUAUUAUUGACCAUUUACCCAAAUUGCCUGAAAUCCAACAACAAAAGCUUACUAUUCCAGAAUUCGAUGAAAUAGAAGUCAAAGCAACUGACUCAGUAGAAAUAAAGAAGUUCAUACGAAAGGUUAACUAUGAGUUUCUUGGAUUUCAUUGCAACCACAAAGUCAUGGACAAAGAUUGCGAUAUGGUAUAUAAGAACAUCUCUGACAUAUACAAAUCUGGGGAGUUUAAGACCUACGACAACUUUGUUUCGUUAGUUGCAAAAUGUGUAUGGCAGAUAAGAGAUAAAGAUAGAAGAGGUAAGAUAUGGAAUGAACAGAUAAAACCCGCAACUUUUGAGUUAAAGAGAGCAAUUGACGCCUUAGUCAUACUAGCAGGUAAGGUUUCAGAAUAUAACGCAAAAAUGAACCCGCAAUGUUCUAAAUGUAAAGCAGCAAUGAGGAAAUAUAACUACUCCGUCAAAGAGAUAGAACGUAUGCGAAACGACUAUGCUGACUUAAAGAGGGAGGCAGAGAAACCAGCAGAAGAUAAAAUGGACAUGUUGACAUUUCUAAACAAAAACUAUCCAACAGCUGACGAUUUCCUUCUUUCAGAUGUCAAGAAGAAGUAUAAAGAAACCUUCGGCAUUGUUAAAACAUUCGAUGUACUGACAGAAGAAAUAGAAGCUACGAAAUUGUUUAGAAUUUCACGAAUUCACAAUGUUUACCAUGUAAAACGCUUAUAA